Amphibalanus amphitrite is the source of this 6841-nucleotide messenger RNA. Its product is annotated as serine/arginine repetitive matrix protein 2-like. Gene Ontology annotation, biological process: transmembrane transport; amino acid transport. The transcript has 13 exons. The record is from RefSeq and is a predicted model, not a curated record. Gene Ontology annotation, cellular component: plasma membrane. NCBI's taxonomy places the organism in Eukaryota, Metazoa, Arthropoda, Thecostraca, Balanomorpha, Balanidae. The coding region runs from base 771 to 5315 and encodes 1514 amino acids. Gene Ontology annotation, molecular function: amino acid transmembrane transporter activity.
GUGAGCGCGACAGGGUCGCCAUCCGACCUCUGUGCACGCGCCCUGACCUGGGGCACUGGCCGGUGACAUUUGCAGUGAUCCGAGGAAGUGACCGCUGACCUGGGUCACUGGAGAACCGUAACCGCGGAGAGUGACCUGCCCGAGUGAUCAUUGAUUUACUACAUAGUGAUGCAUGUCUUCGCAAGAGGAAGAAACCGAUGACCUCCAGUUCUUUCUUCGAAUAGCGUCGCCUACACGAUGAUUCAAUGAUUGAUAAUUAUUUGUCAAUUGUAUUACAGAGUCUCAGAGAUCUCGUCACCACUCUGUCGACUGUUACGUGUGUUCGUGAGCAGUGAGCGAUUCGGAACAUCAAGUUUCUGAAACGGCACAAUCGGUACAUCGAGUUUCGGUACCGGAACAAUUGGAACAGCCAGCUUCGAAACCGGAACGAUCGGAACAUCAUGAACGAGUAGGUUCCUGCGGCCGUGAUGAGCCCGUGAAGUUGUGAGUCUUCCUAUUGUUAGACGUGACUCGUGAGUCGGAACCGUGAGUUUUCACCAACUGAGGCUGUGAGUGGAGUUUGCUCCGACCGUAACCGUGAAUGUGCUCUUAUGGUAACCGUGAGACGGCACUAACCGUGAGUGUGCUUCAAUCAGAGCCGUGAGUGUGCUCCGACGAUAACCGUUUGGCGUCGCUAGCCGUGAGAGUGCCCCACCCGUGAGCGUUCUCCGUUCGUGAGUGUGCUCCGUCCGUGGAUCUCUCCCUCGGUGUAUCCGUGAACACUCGCCGCCAUGUUCCGGCUAAAGCGUCAGCAGCAGGCGCCCGUGCUGCCGCUGCCGGUGCGCCGCCUCUGGACGGUGGGGGCCUCCGGCUCGGUGUCUCUGUCCUCCUACAUCCUGGUCGGCUACUGCAUCAACCAGGUGGCCGGCGCCGGCACCCUGGUCUCCGUCAUCAUCGCCAGCAUAAUGGCGGCCAUCACAGGCGUGGCCUACGUAGAGCUAACACAGAGGACUCGAGUCACCGGCUCGCCAUACAGCUUCUGCUACACCUACCUGGGAGAGCUGCCUGCCUUCUUCGUCGGGUGGGCGGUCGUCGGAGAGUGCACAGUCGGGACUGCUGUGAUGGGGAAGGCCAUCACUUAUUACUCCGACUUUCUGACUGACGGACGUCUGAACACCUCACUAUACAACUGCUGCCAACUGGCCGGCGAGGUAGACAUACGACUCUGGAACUUCUUCGACCCCAUCGCCAUGUCUGCGGUCAUCAUAGUAGGAGUCGUAUGCGCAAUCAACAGCAGCGUAGCGUGCAAGAUCAACCAGGGUCUGCUGCUGGUCAACUUCGUCACCGUCGUCGUCACCAUCAUCUUCAACAGCACCGAGGGAUCCACCGACAGCUGGAACCCACCCGGAGGGAAUGGCAGCAUUUUCUUCCCAGAAGAUUUCGGGGCGUUGGGUGUUUUUCGAGCCAGCGCUAUCUACAUGCACGUUUUCCUCACCUUGGCUACAACGGCUACAUUGGCUACGCAGCACCGCGGGGCCAAACACUCGUCAGCCAUCAGUAUGGUGGUGACCACCCUCGUUGCCAUCAUCGCCAUCUCGAAGACGGUCAGCGUCAGUCUGCUGGAGCCCUACGACAAGCUGAAGCCCUUCACUCCAGUGGCCUCGUACAUGAAGAAUGUAACCGAGCACAACUAUCAGUGGGUGGCCAACGUCAACUGUCUCGGCGCCAUCGUCGCCUCUACAGCCGGCAUCCUCAGCAUGCUGGUGCUCUCGGCCAACACGCUGGAACAGAUGGUCUCUGACGGUCUGCUGUGGUCCAAACUGGCCGCACGCCGACCGGCCAUCUCACCGGCUACAACCACGCUCAUCACCACCGUCGUGGCAGCUAUCGGGGCGGCGCUGCAGGACUACGAGGGGCUCAUCCUGAGCCUCUCCUCGGGCACAUUCCUAGUGUUCCAGGCACUCCUGAUCGCUGUCAUGGUCUCCAGAUCUCAUGAAAGCAAAGAGACGGCACUUCUGAUAGUGUUGAAAUUUACAUGGCUGCUUUACUUUUUCGUCUCUCCGGCGCUGGUGAUGGUGACCAGACACCUGGGUGAGAAGGUGGCCCAGUCGGCUGUGCAGGGCCUGCUCUCCGGCCUGGUGAUGCUCUUUUUGCAGCUGGCCAUCAACUGGAAGCAUCUCGGGGUCAAGGUUGUGGUGGUGCAGGUUGGCACCAGCGUCGUCAUGGGUUUCUCCAGCUUUCUGAUGUACCAGCUGGACGACUUUGCUUGGUACCGCCUGUUCAUCUGGACUUUCAUAGGUUUGCUGAUUUACACACUGUACGGCUACCGCAAGUCGCACUUGGGACGAGGCAUCGUCGACCUGGUCGUAGUGCCCGAGGACGACUGUGUCCGGAGUCUGGAGGAAGGUCUCGACAACGCCGGCUUUCAGGACGAACUGGCAGAGUUCGGCAUCGGCUGGCGACGGCGAACGCACCGCAGCAUCGGCGGACACAGCUACGCCAGCGCGCGCUCACGCCACAAGGAGAGCUUCCACAGCGCACGUGAGGAGGACUUGCGUCGCCAGAGCUUCCGCAGCGUCAGAGAUGACGAUGAGCGCAAAGCGAGCUUCAAAAGCUUCUCUGAGAGCUACCGAAGCAGCCGCCAGCCGUCGCUGGUUGCGUACAGUAUCAGCAGCGGUGAGCCGAGUGCCGGCCCUCGGGGAGAUCAGCCGGAUGGAAGGCGUGCCUCACGCGGUCCUCGCCAUCCGGGAGGCGCCAGGGACAGCUUCAGGAGUGUCCAGUCAUACACCAGCAAAGCCAGCUUCCGGAGCGUGAGGAGUGACGACGGAUGGAGGAGCUCGAUUGGCGGCGCUUCAAGUGGCCGGCGCAGCCGACUCGCCUCUGACAGCUGGAGGUCCGCCUCCUCAGGAGAUUCGCGUCGGUCCAGCAGCAGACGGCGACGACGCGUUUCGCCACCCAGACAUGCUACAAAGCCAGACGCGCGUGCUGUUCCGGCGGAGCGUUCCGGCAGCCCGGUCACGUCCCGUAAAGCCACCGCGGCAGACCUCACUCGCACGCCCCCGCCAACGCGACGCACCGCCACAGCCGAACGCGCGCGCACACCACCGCCCACACCCAGCGGUCGAGGCCAGGUGGAGAUCCUGAUCAAUCCACGACGACUCUGCGAAGAGAUGUACCCUACGUCCGCUGCCCCUCCUAGAACCAGCACUGCGCCUGCUGAUCUCUUUCUUAGUGGGGAAUCCCAUGACGAUGGCGGCAACCCGCGGGAAGCCGCAGACAGCAUAUCUCCGAUAAAUCACACCAAAGACGGUAUUGAAAAACGUCACGAAAGUCGUGUCGGCGACAUGGAAUACACAUCCUCAGAUUCAACAUCCUCGGAGUCUGACAACGACGCUGAGCGCCUGAGGUACUCGGAAGCUGACAUUGACGCCGCUUCGAUUACGUCGAACUGUGGCAGCAAACGGCCCUCCUCAUCUGGCAGUAGCAGCGACCGGGCUAGGGCAUCACUGCCGGCCCCGAACCCCGGCGCAUCGACCAUCCAGAGGCUGCCUGACCUGGGACUGGGCGACCUAGCGCCCGUCCCUCGAGGAAAACGCUCACUGUCGAUGUCCGACAUUUCGUACGACGAUGAGUCUGAUUCUGCGCCAGCCAUGAGGUCAGAUCGCCGACGAGGACAGCCCAAAGUAAAGCAGGUCCCAGCAAUUACGACGAAAGAAGAGCAAUAUAUCAGCGGACGCAGCUCGGAAAGUUCUGAUGAGGUUCCUCGCAUUCACAGUGAUCCAAUGGGUGCAAACCAUGCUGCCGCCCGAGGACAGACUUCGCCAAAAAUCAAAGCAGCCUUAACUUCAGACCUAAACUUAUCUCCUAAACUAACCGGCGAUUCCCACAACAGCCAGGUGAAACGGACUAAACCACACUUAGAGAGGUACACUAGCUCUGCCAGCUCCAGCACCGAAGACGACGAUGAGCAGCGGCGUUCAGCUCCGGUGCCCAGCUUGCUUUAUGGCCAACCGCGUAAGUCAUCGGACCAUGCGAUCCAGGCUGUCAGUGCUCCCACAUACAGAGAUGCUAUACUACUAGAUCUGGAAGGACAAGUACGUGAUAGUCGCUUCCCCGAGGAACAUCAUUCCCCGACACUUAGUGGUGGUCGUAAAUCAGAAGCAAAGCUUCCCGAUCUACCUGCGAUUGGAAAGGGCCUUACAAAAUCAGACACGAGCUCAAGCACUGGCAGUGUAUCAUCCGAAGACAUCAAAGACGAUGGUAUAAUGGACAGUCAAGUAGGUAAUAACUCUCCUAGCAGCCACGGGACGGAUGAAGGCACAUCAUCUGAGGAAAACGAGGCGGACGACGUGGCACCUAGAUCGGACCUCGGCAGACGUUCGUCGUAUACUGCGACUGGUGAUGAAGCCGGUUACCGCUCCGGAGAGGAAAGCUCCGAGUUCGAGGAAGAAGAGGUGCAAUUGAGUCACUCAGACCCUUCGGUGGGCUCAAAUUCACAGAGUUCGCAGGCCGAGUUACAUGACCAGGGACAGUCAAGCGCCAAGUCCUCUAUAAACGCCUCGGAGAGAGGUUUGGAUACCUCGAGUGAUUCUGAGGUUGAUUCCCGGCCCGCGAGGCCCGUUUCAGUGGCGGCUGCGCUGGCUGACGGUCCCCCCAGCCCGAGUCCUGAGGAUCAACAGGACAUGCGGCCGGUGGUGCGACGUCAGAUGCGGCUGCCGCACGUCCCGGCCGAGGCGCGCUGGCUGGCUCGCACCCCAACACCGCCGGGGCUGCUCUCAGCGCUCGGAGUCAGUGAUGGACCGCGAUUGGCACUGGAACGGAGCUCCAGCUUGCCCAGCCUCUCCAGCAGCACUGGCGACGACGGAAGCCGCAGCGAACGGGACUCACCCCCGCCUCAGCAGCGAUCGGGAUUAGACAGUGGCGGAAGUCAUGGCGGGCUGGGGCCGAAGAGGGCACAAAGUCUGCCUGAUGUGAGCGACAGCGGCAGCGACGACUCGAGAGCGCCGGGGUCGGAACUCGAUCACGACAGUAGCAGCGACGAUGAACAGGUGGCGGUACCUCACGGACGAGCGCAGCCGCCGCCGGCGCGUCAGCGAAGCUCGAGUUCUGGCAGCGAUGGGACAUCCAGCGAUGGGGGUUCGCCAGUGCCACUACGCCGCCGCCCUCCACUUGACACGCGGCCAUCCCCUGACCGCACCGUGUCCCUCAAGGAGGCGCCGCCGCCGCCGCGCAAUCCUGCAGCGCGUCUGGGCAGUCUGCCACCGCUGAACCCCGAAUACCGCGCAAUCUAUCGACCGGCCGAACAGACAAGCCUCCCUCAGGGCGCCGGCAGGUAGCGGCCGGCCGUUCAGCGCGCGCGCGAGACCUUCGUGCACGCCGAUAGCGACGACGAGCGCGCGCAGAGUUUCGUGGCGCCUCCGCUCCAGAACCCACCGGCGUUGGACGGGCUGCAGGUGCACCCGGAGUUGGACCGACUGAUCCGGCGACUGGGCGGAGCUGGCGCAACCCGGCCGACCGUCGCGUCUCCAGUGGCCCUGGCCGGAGCCGCGGCGGGGACAGGGGCCGCAGCCACUCCCGCCGCCUCUCUGACCCGACAGCCGCAGCCGACCGGUCAGGAAGACAGUCCUGACCUCAUAUAUUGCUGAGAAAAGGGUCAGUUAGCAUGUCUUGGAGGGAUCCUGCGCAUGCUUGAUCGUGACUCGGGACCAAUAGGGCAUAAUUGUGUAUCUUAGCGCGGAUGAUGUGCAUUGUAAGUGUAUUUUAGCGAGGUCCGAGGAUGCUGUGCAUUGUAAGUGCGUUUGAAGUAUGCUAAGUGUGAAUUAGCCAUAUCGUCUGCUCCAUAUCUUCCGUAGUCCGUAUGCCUCGUUCUACUCGCCCCUUGCCGUAUGUUAUUUGACCUCCGAUGACGAUGAGAGUAGGUAUGUUAUUUUAAUAAGUCUUGCACGGUGACGUGCUGUUUUCUGUGCGUUUUCCCGUAAAGAAUAAUUAGCGACUGUGCCAUUAUGACGGAUACUUAUAAGCACAAGCGUUAAACACUGCUUUUUAUGGAGAGGCUGGUUGUGGAGUCGGGACAAGUGCGGUCAUUUACUGCCAAGUUGAUAAUUAAAGGGACACUCCCACCUUAACAUUAGUUUUGAGUUGAGAUAGCCAAAUUGGUGGCCAUGGGCUGCAAAUACCGGUUUGGGCACUCACAACAUCGAAAAAUGCUUUAAUUCGAAGAUAUGGAAUUUCAAACUUGCAGUUUUCUGAUUCUAAGGGGCUAAUGCAUUGGAAUGCCCCCUUAGAAUUUGUGACGUCAGCGGAGAUCUAACGAUUUUUAAAUCUUAGACUAAAACCAUCGUUAACACGUGGUGGUAUACGCUGCUUUGCGCGCAACGUCUGCCGCACUUUAAGGCUGCCAAAUUAUUGCUUCCAAAUAAAGUCGCUAGUAACAGGGGAGAUCCCAAAAAGUAAACAAAAGUAAAAGCCUAAUAUCUUGAAAACCAGUGAAUAUUUUUCGGUGAAAUUUGGUAGAUAUUCGUUUUCGCUCUUUCUGAACCAAGGGACAUCACUUUCAUGCCAAUUCAUUAACUUUUUUGAAGGUGGGAGGGUCCCUUUAACUUGGAAUGUGCAAGGUCGGGUGUAAAAUCUUUUUUUUACCAUCACAACGGCGCCAGCGAAAACUCAUGGGACCAUUUAACUGGGACAUGACUCGUAUCCAUAUGCAUUAUGUGUCUUACAUCGAUUUAAGAAGUGAUUAAUGAUGAUUCUCGUCGAUGCGUAUGUGGACACUCACAACUCCUGGCUGCCACGGUUACAAUCAAGCGGUUAUUCUGAGUGAUUAUGUUUCCGUGCAUUACAAGGUGAUCAAAUAAAUACAAAC